AUGACUAUCGAUAGAACUUAUCCAAUUUUUACAGUUAGGUGGUUGGCCGUGCACGGACUAGCUGUACCUACAGUUUUUUUUCUAGGAGCAAUAUCAGCAAUGCAAUUUAUCCAACGAUAA
Molecule: messenger RNA, 120 nt
Organism: Physcomitrium patens
Lineage: Eukaryota; Viridiplantae; Streptophyta; Bryopsida; Funariales; Funariaceae
Source: the annotation of a RefSeq genome assembly